GAGAUGGGAGAGAGCAGUAGAAGCCGGUUGGCUGACAUUUUAAUGCGACUACUAGCACUGUUUAAAAAAAGCUUUCUACAGACUAAGUCAGUUUUCGUGUGAAGUGGUUCUGAUAAGAAAGAUGAGUAAAGAGUAGCGAGGAAAAAGAGGGCAGAGUUUUUUUCACUGAGCUCCAGGAAGUCCGAAACUCCUACGCUUGCAAAAAACGAAGAGGAAUAGUGAAUGAAAAAAAAAAUCUACCCGGUUAACCUUUGAACCGUCUUCCUUUGUCCUCACAAGAAGAAGUCACAAGACAAACUCCCGUAUAAUUUCACGAAUGACAGUCCUAACGGUAAGCAGGCGCUGAGAGUUUAGAUUAGAGUUUUUGGGGCUAAUUUGGUUUCAACGGGGAAACAACCAGUCCAAGGAGAGGAAGAGACUGCGGGAAGGUGCUUGGCCCAGAGGAGCUGAAAAGCGGGUGACACUACACGUUAAGAACAAAGCAAGAAGGAAGACACAUAUAUCAUGUCCUCUGUCUAUUUCAGUCCAGGGUCGGAUUCAGGUGUAAAUGGAAACAUUGCAAAAAUGGAGGAUGCUAAAGUGGAGAUUGACGAUGGAAAGGAUGAGAGUGUGGUACCAGACACUAUGUAUCACAAUAUCCGGAAGAAGAUAGCACCUUUUGUUAUGUCCUUUGGAUUUCGUAUAUUUGGAGUGAUAUUGAUCCUAGUGGACUUUGUGCUUGUCAUUGUGGACUUAUCCCUGCCAGCCAAGAGCAGAGAGGUUGGAGAUGCCUUAGAGGCCGUGUCCCUCACUAUCUCCUUCUUCUUUCUUGCUGACGUUCUCUUGCGGGUCUAUGUGGAAGGGUUCAAAGUUUACUUCAGCUCCAAGCUGAACAUCGUAGAUGCCUGUGUUGUGGUUAUCACGCUGGUGGUGACCAUGAUCUACACCUUCACUGACCUGUCAGGAGCCAAUCUCAUCCCCAGGGUGGUGACAUUUCUCCGUUUCCUGAGAAUAAUAAUCCUGGUGAGAGUUUUCAGACUGGCAGCUCAGAGGAAAGAGCUGGAGAAGGUCACCAGGAGGAUGGUUUCUGAGAACAAGCGGCGUUAUCAGAAGGAUGGAUUUGAUCUUGACCUUACCUAUGUCACAGACCGUGUCAUCGCCAUGUCUUUCCCCUCCUCCGGGAAGCAGUCAUUCUACAGGAAUCCAAUCAGGGAAGUGGCGAGAUUCCUGGACACUAAACACCAAGACCACUAUAAAGUUUACAACCUGUGCAGUGAGAAAGGCUACGACCCCCAGUUUUUCCACUACAAGGUUGAGCGGGUGUUUAUUGAUGACCACAACGUCCCCUCGUUGGAGGACAUGCUGAAAUACACCGCAAACGUGAGGGAGUGGAUGUCCGCUGAUCCCAAAAACAUCAUCGCUAUUCACUGUAAAGGAGGGAAAGGACGCACAGGUACUAUGGUGUGCACCUGGUUUAUUGACAGCGACCAGUUUGAGAGCGCACAGGACAGUCUGGAGUAUUUUGGUGAGAGGAGGACAGACAAGAGUCGGAGCUCCAAAUUUCAGGGAGUGGAGACUCCCUCUCAGAGCCGGUAUGUGGGGUACUACGAGAUCAUGAAGGACAAGUUCAAUAGACAGCUGCCUCCACCUCAAAGCCUCCGGAUCAAGAGCAUCCGCAUCCACUCCAUAGCAGGUGUGGGUAAAGGUGAUGGUAGUGAUCUCAAGGUGAAGAUAAUUAUGAAGAAAGAGCUGGUAUUUCAAUGUGUGUGUGCCAAACAGGAGAACUGUACACUGUUUCCGGAUGUGGGUGCUAAUGCAGCAGUCAUCAGCCUACAGAAUGGGCCUGUGGUCGAAGGGGAUGUGAAGGUCAUGUUUGAAUCAAGUGCAGGUCUUCCAAAAGGAUACGAAGAUGUUCCGUUCUAUUUCUGGUUCAAUACCUCCUUCAUAGAGGACAACAAGCUGUUUCUACCCAGAGAGGAGCUGGACAACCCACACAAACCAAAGACCUGGGACCUGUACAAGGAGGACUUUGGUGUCACUAUGUUCUUCUCAGAACCAUAAUAAAAGUCGUUUAGAAAGAUGAAGAGGAUCAAAUGGCUUGUUACAGUUGUGCUUUUAAUGGUGAGCAGAAAUCAGUAGAUUGAACACACUCAAGAAAUGAAUGAGAGUGCAGUGUUAAAAUUGAAGAGAGGCAUAAAAUGACUUAUGUUUAAAAUGUAUGAUCUAAAGGGCAGUAGAGUCCUCCACUGAGUCAAAUCAUGUGGACUGCAGUUUUGCUCUAAAGAGUCGUGUGGGACUCCAACUGAAAUUUAUAAUGGAGAUUUAGAGAUUACCAUUAAACAAUGUUAUGUCUUCCAGUGAA
Sander lucioperca (pikeperch) is the source of this 2341-nucleotide messenger RNA. RefSeq names its product transmembrane phosphatase with tensin homology (gene tpte). The coding region runs from base 505 to 2040 and encodes 511 amino acids. Gene Ontology annotation, biological process: transmembrane transport; protein dephosphorylation; monoatomic ion transport. NCBI's taxonomy places the organism in Eukaryota, Metazoa, Chordata, Actinopteri, Perciformes, Percidae. The record is from RefSeq and is a predicted model, not a curated record. Gene Ontology annotation, cellular component: cytosol; membrane. The transcript has 19 exons. Gene Ontology annotation, molecular function: monoatomic ion channel activity; phosphatidylinositol-3,4,5-trisphosphate 3-phosphatase activity; protein tyrosine phosphatase activity.